Molecule: messenger RNA, 1308 nt
Organism: Miscanthus lutarioriparius
Lineage: Eukaryota; Viridiplantae; Streptophyta; Magnoliopsida; Poales; Poaceae
Source: the annotation of a GenBank genome assembly
AUGGCGUCGGCGUUAGCGCCGGCCUCCUUCUCCCUGGUUCGCCCGGCGGUCGCUGGGCUCCGGUUCCCUGGCGCCGACCCGCGGCUGGCGAUCCACGUUGCUUCGCGCUGCCGCUCUGCGCCGUCGGCCGGACGCGGGACGCGCGCCGCGGCGACGAUGGCCAAGAAGAGCGUGGGCGAUCUCGCCGCAGCGGACCUCGAGGGGAAACGCGUGCUCGUGCGCGCCGACCUCAACGUGCCCCUCGACGACAGCCAGAACAUCACCGACGACACCCGCAUCCGCGCCGCCAUCCCAACCAUCAAGCACCUCAUUAACAACGGCGCCAGGGUCAUCCUCACCAGUCACCUGGGUCGCCCUAAGGGUGUUACUCCCAAGCUUAGCUUGGCUCCCCUUGUACCAAGGUUGUCUGAACUUCUAGGUAUACACGUGCAAAAGGCAGAUGAUGCUGUUGGACCAGAAGUAGAGAAAUUGGUGUCUGCACUGCCAAAUGGUAAUUUUGUGCUCCUUGAAAAUGUUAGAUUCUACAAGGAGGAAGAGAAGAAUGACCCAGAGUAUGUGAACGAUGCCUUUGGAACUGCUCACAGAGCACAUGCAUCAACUGAGGGAGUUACCAAGUUCUUGAAGCCCUCUGUGGCAGGGUUCCUUUUGCAGAAGGAGCUGUUUCAAACCCUCAAACGACCAUUUGCUGCUAUUAUUGGUGGCUCCAAAGUGUCAUCUAAGAUCGGAGUUAUUGAAUCACUAUUGGAGAAAUGUGACAUCCUUCUCUUGGGUGGUGGUAUGAUCUUCACGUUUUACAAGGCAAAAGGACACUCAAUAGGUUCUUCCUUGGUCGAAGAUGACAAGCUUGAGCUUGCGACCUCUCUCCUUAAAAAAGCAAAGGAGAAGGGCGUCUCCCUUAUGUUGCCAAUUGUUGUGGUCAUCGCUGAUAAGUUUGCUCCUGAUGCUAGCAGUCAGGUUGUUCCUGCAUCUGCAAUUCCUGAUGCAUGGAUGGGUCUGGACAUAGGUCCAGAUUCAAUUUCGGCAUUCAGUUCUGCCCUUGAAACUACUCAGACAGUCAUUUGGAAUGGACCCAUGGGAGUUUUCGAAUUUGACAAGUUUGCAGUUGGAACUAAGGCAAUUGCAAAGAAGUUAGCCGAGCUUAGUGGCAAGGGCGUCACUACAAUAAUUGGUGGUGGAGACUGCGUUGCAGCUGUUGAGAAGGCAGGUGUCGCCGACUCUAUGAGCCACAUUUCAACUGGGGGUGGUGCAAGUUUGGAGUUGCUGGAAGGGAAGGAGCUCCCAGGAGUAGCUGCACUGGACGAAGCUUAG